AACAAGAGGAUUGUCGCCUAGGUUGACAAGGGAGCGAGUCUCCCGUUACAACUCGCGACUUUGCCAGUUGUGCCUCAAACCAAAGCGACAAGUCCAUUAUACUAGCAAAGUGCUAUCCAUAAUCAAAGGAGGGCAGGGCAACCGACAACAGGCAGCAUGAAUCUGCGUGGAGCAAAGAGGGAACUCAGUAUCGGGACUCCCGGGGGGCGGGGAGGGGGGCUGCUGUGCAUGGCCGUGUAAUAGCACCUCGCUUUUCUUGGUGAUCUUAUUUAGCAGCUUACCAUACAUACAAAUACACGCAUAUCUAAAAAUGCCUCGCUAUUUGCGGGUCAAGGACAUUCCGGAUAUCUUGACCGAGCUCAAAACUGGCGACGCCUUCUCGACGCCCUACCAGCUGGACGCUUGGCAGCAGAAAUGGUGCUACAUAACGGAUGAGAUUCAACAGGAUGCGGCAGUUCUGUCCUAUCGCUGGCGCAUCCGCGGCCGCGAUGAGAACAUCAAGGACUACCGCACCUGGCUCAAGGACUGCAAGGCCGAGGGCUACCGGGUGGCGGAGCUGAAGGACGGCCAGCGGCCCGUGCGCUGGGAGCUGGCGGACGGACACGCCCUGCAGAUUGAGGUGGCGGUGUGGCUGCUGUUCCUGCACACCCACUGCCUGGCCGAGUAUGUGUGGGUGGACCAGAUGUGUGUGCCGCAGGACGCCAGUGUGGAGGAGAAGAUGGGGCACAUCAAGGACAGCCCCGCCAUCUACACAGCCGGCAAGGUGUAUGUGUUGCUUGCGCCAGUGGUGGACUACGCCACAGGCCGCAUCAUGACGGCCAAGGACGCCCGGGACAUCGUCAAGGCCUACCGCAACGACAUGAGCAGCUACCGUAGCUACGACUUCCUGUCCCGCUCCGCUGUCAAGGCGCUGCUGGUCAACCACUCCUACAUGCGGCGCGUGUGGACCAUUCAGGAGGCGGUGGCGGCCACAAACCCCCACAUUUGGCCGUUGCUGGGGCAGGGCGAGCUAAACUCCUACCAGUCGCUGUACGUGGUGGACUGGCCCGAGUUCAACGCCUGGAACGGCCACCCGCAGCUGGGCCCCAUCUACAGCCGCCUGUUCGAUGCGGACGCGGAGGGCGAGGCGGUGCGGGACUACUACGACGGCGACUACACGGGUGCUAUACGUGUGCUGCGCGAGCACCCCACCUACGCCAUCGGGUACAUGGCCAUGAUGGCCAAAGACCUGAUGUGGAUCACCAUGGACCGCAACGGCUUCAUCAACGACAUCAAGCGCGCCGACAGCCCCGCCCGCCGCGCCUACGUGCUGCUGAACCACCAGCAGAUCCACGCGGCCCGCUCCUUCCUGCCCGAGGACCGGGUGCUGGCGCUGGUGCCGCUGGUGGACUACGGCGCAUGGAAGUCCGCCACGGCGGGAGUGCCCGGUCACCACCUGAUUCAGGCCAGUGUGGCGUGGGCGUACGGCGUCAUGGAGCAACAGAUGGCCAGCUGGAAGUGGUCGAUGCGCAUCUUCAACGGCCCCAAGUGCUCCGCCCGUGGUCUGGAGCUGCUGCAGCCGCGGCGCAACCUGGGCGACGGCACUGCCAUGCACGGAGCCAGCCCGCGCUGGGAGCAGGCGCUGCCGCCCGCCGGCUCCGCCCUGUCCCUGCCGCUGCCGCCGCCGCACCCCAUACCCAAGGUGGCCAGCUACCAGGCCGCCUCGGGCGCACUGGGGCAGGAGGCGGCGCAGGCCGCGGCAGCCGACGGCGGCGGCGGCGCGGCACUGGUGCGGUGCCUGGAGGCCGCGGCGGCGGCGGCUGGCGGCGGCGGCGGUGUGACUGGGCCCCUGGAGCUACGCGUGGAGCUGUCGGUUGUGAUGCCGCACCCUGGCGACGCCAAGUACUGGGGCGGCGGCCCCUGGACGGACGUGCGUGACGCGCUGGGCACUGACGAGGGCUUCCGACUGGCGGUGCAGUGGAGCCUGGAGCCGUGGAGGGACCCCACCAAGGAGUUCGACAUCGACCGCUGCGCCGUCUAUGUGGUCAGCGGUGGCGGCGGCGGUGAGGGCGGCGGCGGCGGCGGUCUGCGCCACCCCUGCAUGAUACUGCUGGCCAUACCCAGUGGCGAGAAGCCGCCGCGCAGCGGACAGGUGAUGACGGUGCUGGAGGUGUCGGGUGCGCUGCUGCAGUUGCUGCUGGACUGCCUGAAGCGCAAGGCCGUCAGCUCCAUCACGGAGCCGCUCCUGGCGCUCAGCGGCGGAGUGGACGCCCCCGCCGCCUCCGCCGCCGCCGCCGCGCCCACCGCGGCGCAGGCGGCGGCCGCCAAGGCCAAGUCGCAGGCGGCUGCGGCGUUCACGGCAGCGGCGGCGGCGGUGGCAAUGCAGGAACUUGCCAAGCAGAAGGAGGGGGCAGAGGAGGAGGAGGAGAGCGGCAGCAGUAGUGCGGCUGACGAGGAGCCGGAGGAGGAGCCGGAGGAGCAGCCAGCGGCAGCGGUGGAGACGGAACAGGUGAAGGAGGAGGAGACGCCGGAGAAGGAGGCGGAGGAGUCAAAGCCUGUGGAGGAGGAGGCACAGCCAGUCAAGGCUGCGGAAGAGACGGCAGAGCAGGAGCAGCCGGAAAAGCCGACACAGAAGGAGCAGGAGGAGCCAGAAAAGCCGGCACAGAAGGAGCAGGCGGGCCAGAAAAAGGACAAGGUCGACGGCGACGGUGCGGCGGCCAACGGCCUGCCCUUCACCGGCGCCCUGGAGGAGGAGGAGGGCCCCACCGCGCCCGCGGCGGCGGUGCUGUCGGACGCGCCGCUGGCGCCGCCGCCGGCCGGCACCGCCAUUCAGAAGGGCCCCGGCGGCGGCGAGGGCGCCGGCGGCGCGCUGCCGUACAGUGGUGUGGAGACGGCGGCGGGCGCCAAGCACGUGGGCAGGCCGGCGGCGCCGGUGCAGGAGGAGUCGGGCUGCUGCUGCAUCAGCUGAGGCAGGGGGGUUCAGGGGUUCAGGGGGGGGGAGGCGAGGAGCUGAGUGCGGUGGUGGAGGGUGGGCGAGGCGACGGCAGCAUUGGCGGCGCUGACCAGGGGGGGGGCUGGGAGGUGAUGAGGCGUGUGGUGGUGCUGGCGGAAUGUGUUGGUGUAGUGGGUGGGGCUGGGCGGGGUGACGCGAGAGUUUUCAUGCGUGGCGGCGUGUUGCGAACACUGGGUGGGUGGGUGGGUGGGUGGGUGCUGCCGCCGGCCCUGAGCGCCGACUGGGUCUCUCGGGCCGCCUCGUGACCGACUGGAGACAUUGUGGCAGUGUGGCAGUGUGUGGUGGGGGCGGCGUGGCGGUGCCGAGCACGGGUCGGUGGUGGGGGCGGUAGCCAAGCAGCCAAGAGGGUGCUGGGCAGCACACGAUUGGAGGAAGGGGAAAUCUCGGAGGGAGCGGCCACGUGCCCGAGCCCUUUCCGAAUAGGUGGGCGGAGGAGCGAAAUGGCUGCGAAUGGGCUUCGAAUCACUACAAUGAUAAAGUCUUUUGUGCUGCGAAAGCUCGGAAUGGCUUGUGGCUAGGCUCCGACACGGUGCAGCUGGGGCGUGAGGCACCCAGGAGAGUGGUCCCCUGGUGGCACCGCGGGCGCUGGGGGCGACGAGGCGCCCCCGCACCCGUCUGUGCGCAUUGUGGCUGCCUGCAUUGUUGCCUGGUGCGGCACCCGUGUGUGACGGGAAGAGGAGAGAAGCGCGCAGGGCAGAGUGCCGUAUGUGUU
Messenger RNA from Chlamydomonas reinhardtii, 3704 nucleotides. RefSeq lists its product as uncharacterized. NCBI's taxonomy places the organism in Eukaryota, Viridiplantae, Chlorophyta, Chlorophyceae, Chlamydomonadales, Chlamydomonadaceae. The record is from RefSeq and is a predicted model, not a curated record. The coding region runs from base 311 to 2947 and encodes 878 amino acids. The transcript has 21 exons.